GUUUGGCAGUCCAUCUAUCGAGUCUCGCAGUGAGUAUAUAAUCAGCUCGGAGCAUCCUACUGUACGCCUCUUCUAUACGAAUCAACGCCAACGAUUUUUCAUCUGAAGGGGAAAUGGAGGGAACUUCGAAUGGGGAAGAACCUGCUUCGUUUGAGGAGCGUUACAGCGUCAAUUUGAUGCCUAGCGAGGUUUUUUUGAAGUUCAGGAAAGAAAUUCAGGGUUUCCGAGUCGGCGUCAACUUAGAGCUGUACAAUUCUCCUCUGAACGACUAUCACGCAAAGCUGGUUCUGAAGCCUUUAGCCUUCGAGCGAAAAUGGAAGUUAAUUUACGAGCCAUUGUAUCAAGACGUACAGCUUGUUUCCAAGAAAAUUCCCAUUACAAAAUUCCUCAACCUCCAGGUUGGCGUAGGCCAUAGCUUUUCGCUGCACGCAACGGGUUGGAAGUGGAAGCUGACAUCAUGUUUGGGAGGAGAUGGUAUGUCGAGGAUUCGAAAUAAAACAUCCCUUGGUUUGUGUCCUGGAGUGGACUUUCGAUUCGGGUGGAGAGCUGAUUUUGUUCUCCCUGAAUUCACCGGAGGUGUGGGCACUGAUGAACCGUUGUUUAACAUGAAUUCCGGGCGCUUGGAGGCAUCUCUUGACAGAGUCGAGGCUAUCUUUACUCAUACUGAGGGAGAACAAUAGAAUCCGGUGGUCACCUGUCUCGACAGCAAGCUUUCGGACAUCAAUUGUAAAAUAUUCUAACAUCGGGUGAUGUCGACAAGGCACGCUGCCGAUGAGCUGUUUAUGUUAUAAACUUGUUGGCGCCACAAACGUCCCCUUAGAACAUAUUUCUAUUUAUAUCUUUGAGACGGGUAUGUUAAAUGUGUGAAUUUUGUGUCUUUGUUUUGAAAAUUUUAUUAAUGAAUGGGCUUCAUAUAA
Andrographis paniculata is the source of this 917-nucleotide messenger RNA. RefSeq lists its product as uncharacterized. The transcript is spliced from 6 exons. The record is from RefSeq and is a predicted model, not a curated record. The coding region runs from base 114 to 680 and encodes 188 amino acids. Lineage: Eukaryota; Viridiplantae; Streptophyta; Magnoliopsida; Lamiales; Acanthaceae.